Molecule: messenger RNA, 712 nt
Organism: Somion occarium
Lineage: Eukaryota; Fungi; Basidiomycota; Agaricomycetes; Polyporales; Cerrenaceae
Source: the annotation of a GenBank genome assembly
CUGCUUGGGAUCCGCUGCACUUGCGGUCAACGUCUGGUCUAAAGGGGGGUGCACCUUGAAACACGCCCAUGAUGACAUGAGUUGCCGGAACAGCUCAUAUACGCCUCCAGAAUCACCAUAUGCAUACUCCCCAUCUCUCUUUCUCCUAGUCUCAACCGACCCCCAUGCCUCCCACAUCUGCCAUUCCUGGCUUUUACUGGGUGGUAUUCGGCUGGUAUGAGCCUUUGCUUACGUUGUUGGGAUUUAUAGGUGCCAUACUUUACCCAAAGGAGGCCCACGACCAACAAGCACCAUGGCAGACGGAACAGUCGACUGCAAACACUCUACCGUUACCGACUCUUAUCACUACCAUGCAGUUGGCCAGCGUGGUCGGGCUCCUCGGCCUCAUCAACUGCUUUGUGCUUUGGACGGCUCGCAGAUACCUAUUUGGACAACCAGCUAUCCAAGAAAAGGUCGUUUCAGCCUUACUCACACCGCUUUUGAUCGGAGACAUCCUUCAUCUUUCAGUCACAUUGUGGGCGUUGGGAGACGACAGAUGGAAUAUUAGGGCAUGGAGGAAUUCGGGAACUUUGUGGGUAACCAUAUCCACAGGAAUAUCUCUCCUAGUACCACGCAUCGCAUGGCAUUUGGGAAUCGGACGCUAUGUGGACAGUCGAGACAGGCAGACGGACAGACAGAGAAAAUGAUCCGUAAUAUUAUGUUAUUCACAUAU